Solanum pennellii is the source of this 769-nucleotide messenger RNA. RefSeq names its product 15.7 kDa heat shock protein, peroxisomal. The record is from RefSeq and is a predicted model, not a curated record. NCBI's taxonomy places the organism in Eukaryota, Viridiplantae, Streptophyta, Magnoliopsida, Solanales, Solanaceae. The coding region runs from base 194 to 631 and encodes 145 amino acids. The transcript has 2 exons. Gene Ontology annotation, biological process: protein complex oligomerization; response to salt stress; response to hydrogen peroxide.
CAACUCAUGACCACAGUAAUUAUCAUAGGGAUCUCCACAGAUCAUCAUCUCCUGCAUCAUCUUCUCCAAUGUACCAAAAGAUAAGCUUUACAGAACCUCUAGAUCUUACAGAAAAAACUCCAUUAAACCUCCACUUCUUUAUAUAGCAUUCUCCUCCUAAAAUAAACAGAUACAAAAUAAAAAAGAAGAAAAAAUGGCGAUUUUUGGUGAUCCUUUUAGAAGAUUCUUAUUGAGUCCGACGAUUUAUCGAAGCUUUUCUGGUUCUCCAGCUCUUCUCGAUUGGAUUGAAUCUCCUAAUUCUCACAUCUUCAAAAUCAACGUCCCAGGGUAUAGCAAGGAGGAUAUAAAGGUGCAAGUUGAAGAUGGAAAUGUGUUGGUGGUGAAGGCGGAGGUGCACGGCGGCAAGAAGGACGAAUUCCACGGUAACGAGAAGGACAUAGUGUGGCAUGUGGCGGAGCGAGGAGGAGGGAGAGGUGGCGAUUUCUUGAGGGAAAUCGAGCUGCCGGAAGAUGUGAAGGUGGAUCAAAUUAAAGCUCAAUGUGAAAAUGGUGUUCUUACCAUUGUUGUACCAAAAGAUGCAACUCCAAAAACAUCUAAAGUUAGGAACAUUAAUAUCACUAGCAAGCUAUAAAGUCUUGGUUAUGUUGUAAUAAAAUUAAAGUAUAGUUUGUGUAUGUUGUCACAAGUUGUGGAAUUGAAUGGAUGUAACAAAGUACUUCUAGAAUAAAUAAGGCUUUUUUUUAAUCCAAGCUUAAUGCACUUCCUAUAA